AUGGUAGUUAACACCCGCAGCACUAGUCGCAUGACCGAGACUGCGCUAAGUGUGUCGCUCUCGCCGCUGCUCCCGAGCUCUGUGGAAGACGGUACGCCGCCCGGGGGCGACGAGGCCAAGCGCGUGCGUUUCCAGCCUGUGUUCCAGCCCACACACACGGUGUUUACCCCCAGACUGAGCGAAACGGGCUCUCUGCGGUACCGGAAACCGGACGACCGCGCAGUCGGUAGCACGAGUCUCGCGCCCCCCAGUUCUGCCUCGUCGAUCGCGCAACCGAAUUACGACGAUUUCCUGCGACGUGUGAGCGUCGUAUUGUACCAGCACAUCCGGCGCUGUGAGAAGCGAUCGCGUGAGCAGCAACGGAGCGGUCUCUCGGGGGCCGCCAGUCUUUCGAACGCUAUUGCGGCAGCUGUUUCCGCGCUCACGACAUCGGAAGGCCACGAGGCAACGGCUGGUUCUUCCCCUAUACAUUCGAUGGACAGAACAGCAGGAGACGAGGCGGGAGCUCUAGCGCUUGCCUUUGGGUCGAAAGGUUGUGGAGCGGAGGUACCACCCGAACUACAGGCGACGACUGCGAGCAGUCGGUCGUCUCCGAGGUUGAUGGAGUUGCCCGUGGAGGAAACGUUUCUCGAAGAGCAUUUCGUCACGCCGCAGUACAAGUACACGUUUGUGCGGUUCCCAAGAGUGCAUCCCAUGACGGUCUAUAGAAUGGCCAAGAUCACGUCGAAGCGACAUGUGCCAAGUGUGGACGAGAUCUUCCGGUUCUGCAAAAAUCUAUUCAACAAGGCCCAACUGAGUGCCGAGUGCACCAUUGUGUGUCUCAUUUAUAUCGAACGCUUGAUGGAGCAAGCCAAUGUCCCGUUGCUAGCAGCGACCUGGCGUCCUAUCGUGGUUUGUGGGCUACUGCUAGCGUCCAAAGUGUGGCAAGAUCUGAGCUCGUGGAACGUUGAGAUCAGCAAUAUUUAUCCGCAAUUCUCGCUGCAAUCGAUCAACCGACUCGAGCGGCUGUUCCUGCACCACAUUCAGUGGGAUCUCUACAUCUCCGCGACCGUGUAUGCCAAGUACUAUUUCGCGCUGCGGUCCCUGACGGAGAAAAAGGACUUUCGACGUCGGUAUAACUACACGAUGCGCGUGGAUCCGCCAAACUCGAAGCGGCUUGAAGAACGGAGUGCGGCAGUGAAACACGAACUUUACUCCAAGAGUCUCUGA
Peronospora matthiolae is the source of this 1209-nucleotide messenger RNA. Lineage: Eukaryota; Oomycota; Peronosporomycetes; Peronosporales; Peronosporaceae. The record is from the annotation of a GenBank genome assembly.